CACCGUUUGGCAGAUUCUGCCACCGUUCAACACAUUGAUCCAUGCCCUCCCCCAAACCACCCGAAUCUCAGAAGAAGAAGCCUGGCCGCGGCGGUCCUAGACCCGGCGCAGGACGGCCACGCAAAGAGCCACAGCCCGGCCAAGGUCAACACAAGCCCCGAAAGAAAACACAGACUUCGCAAGCGCAUCAAUUGGCGCCUGGGGCUGCGAUCCCAGCAUUCUUCCAACCACGAGAUAUCUCACGGCCCGUUCCACUCGGAACUCACUCGCCGUUUACUACACCAUCCGCUUCAACAUCCCGUGGUCCCGUUCAAGAUCCGCAGGCGUCCUUCUGGUCUGGUGUUCGUGCGGCUGCCGGUGCGGCGGCGGCGAUUCGAACUGAGAAUGGCAACGAAGCUCCCAUGCUCACCGACUCCGACCUUCGUUCGUUACAAGAGGGUCUCGAAUUCAUCGAAGGCAAUGAUGAACAUGCCGAUAUUCUUGCUCGCCGGGAGCAGGAUUCCCAAGAGUCCAUGGUCGACGAGAUUUUUGAGAGGGACGGGGAGAUGGAUAGUGUCGCGGUGUUAGAGGCGGAGACGAGGGAUUCCGAGGCUGCGAAUGGAUCAAUUCACGAGCAGCACCAUUACGGACUUCGGAAGAGAAUUGUGGAUGAGAUUCGUGUUCAUGGCAUGCCUCUGUGUUACAAAAGAGGGCAAUUAUUUGACCGCCCCGUGCAUCCCAUCUUCGCCAUGCAGCGCAACGCAACACUCGGCCUUGCCACUGGGCUUGAUCCCAGCCCAUUGUAUCUCUGCAAAACUUUUCUUUGGCUUCCGUCGUAUCUGCCUGGUCAUCCUGACAGAUUUUUGUGUAAAUGUGGUGGAUACUUAUCCUCAAACGGCUACAAUGACAAUCCUAUCGCUCGACGUGUCCGCUCCAUGCCAAAUGAUUUCUUCAUUCUCACGAAUCGGUACACCUGUGAUAAACGGCGGAACGGAAGUCCAGGAUGCGGUCAGAAUAUUCAAGGCACUGACCCACAUAUCAUUGGCCAACUUCCCAGAUUUGUUCAAGCUGCAUUUCCAGCCUAUCUCUCGGCGCGCGGGGCAAUCUCAAAGCUUGUCAUGCGCCAGAUGUCCAAUACAUUUGCUGCUCGAUUUGGGCCUGCUCCUUUUUCGGACCUCUUUUCGGACAUCCAACACCGCGCCCAUGCCGACAAUGAGAUGAUUUAUCUCAGCGCGGCGAACUUCUAUGGCGUUAAGCCAAUGGAGCCCUUCUCUGGCUUUGAUGAUCGCACCCGCUAUGCUGGCUCAUUGCCAUCAGUUGGGUAUCUGAAGGCGCUGUUCACCGACUACAUCUCUGCACAUCGGAUCUUCAUUGACCGCUUUAUUGCAAGUCUUCCGCUCACAAUUGCAAAGGCGGAUCACACUUUCGAUUUUUUGAAGCAUAUGGGUGGUGUCAAGGGCUCUCGUAUCUUCACAGCGGCUUAUACCAUCUUGAACGAGUUCGAGGAAGUUCGAGCACAUUCCCUGACAUUGACAAAGUCUUUAUCCUUUGUUGACGAGAUGUAUUCUUGUCUUCUCCAAGGCCUGACGGAUUGCCAGAAUGCGGUGACACAGAUUUUGUACACAGACUCGCCUCAAUUAGAACGCUCAUUCCACGAGAAGAUCAACUCUGCUCUUCGUGAUGAUGUUUCGGCAGUCACAGAUUGGACCGACCUCCCCGCGUUCGAACGAACACUCACCAUCCUACCCCAGACUCUGUCGGAUUCCAUUAUUAUUGAAUCAACGGCCAACGAGGUCCUACAAAGUCUGAUUGCCCCUUCAACAACAUCCUCCUCAUGGGCAAUUAUCAUUGAUGCUCAGGCUAACGAGCAUGAGAAUGGGAUGCGCAUAGAUUAUGUACAGCUCCGGACACAUGACCGUAUUCUUAUCUUUCAGUUAUCAGACUAUGAUCAUCGCACUCAGUUUCCGCCGUCCUUACUUGCGAUCCUCACCAAUCCCUCCAUCAUCAAAGUUGGGUACUGUGUUCGACAGUCGCUUCAGCAGGUCGCUGCAGUUUUCUUGCUGGCAGACAUCGAGAGCCUGCUCAAGUCCCGAACAACGCCAUUCUUGGAUUUGGGCAAGCUGGCAAGGCUCAAAGGCGUGGUAAAUGACCAUAAUGCAUCUCUGCAUGCUCUGGCCGGAACAGUGCUGAAGCGUUCAUUCACUCCAUCGCAAAUCGGUAUUGGCGUCUCUGACAUGAUUGACUGCCAGUGGCAAAUAUUCACUGCGCUUCACGGAAAAGACGCAGUUGGGCUACCACUGACUCCUGAGCAAGUGACGAGUCAUGGAACACUUGUCACUCUUGUUCUCGGCUGUAAGCCAGUUGCGGAAGGAUACAUAGUUGGACAGCAUCCAGGCUAUUUGAAUGCCGCCAUGGAUUUGCAAGGAAGCAGUAAACAGAUCAACAUUACAGCUUCGCGAUCGCUUAUUCACAUUACCAAGAUUCUAACUCCAGGCGCCAUCCUCAAUCUCCAUAAGCAGACAAUCGAGUGGAUUGUUGCUCACGGGCAACAGGCUGUAGUAACAACCUCUCAGCUUCGUUUGCACGGGCAAUCAGACCCUGUUCCUAUCCGUCCUCCAACGAGCCUCCUCGGAAUCCCUGCCCCUCCCAAUCCUCUUGUUGAAUAUCCGGAGUUCGUGCCUCAUGUACCAGCAAAUUCACUGUCUGGAGACUCCGACGAUGUCAUGGAGUGGGAUACAGAUGAUGAAGAUGCCGAGGACGAGUUAGGUCAAUAUGGGCAGUUCACAUACAACUCGAUUCCUUUGCAAGAGCCCGUACAAAUGGAGAUUAAUGAGUCGAUGACACCCGCCAAAUUGAUCAACAACUUCAAUACUGGUGUCCGCUUUCUCAAUCGAGCUUGCAACGAGCCCGAUCUUCCCAGCCGUGUCCUCGAUGACGGCCUGCAUUUCAUGGACCGCUUGCUUCGCCUCUUGUCAAAGAAGAAUUCGGCUUUCAAGGCGUUUGCGCAUGACUUCAGCGAAGCCAUCUUCAUUCGAGAUCAAGCAGAUGAAGCUGCAGUGCGCGCGGUUCUGGAGAAAUACGGGAUUGACUGGGAAUAUGCGAAACGCGCCAAGGCCUCCAUUCUCAAUCGGCGCAUUCGGCGCAUCAUCCCUCCUCGCAAGAUUCUUGUUAUCCGUCUCGACAAGCUAUUUGACGCAUAUGCUGACCUUACCUGCUCAACCAAGUCUGGCUCAGGUCCGUUCUUUACUGCGGAGGCCCGUGACAUGUGGAAGAAUCUGCGCAGUACCGCACAGCAGGGAUAUCUCUCUGAUCCUCCCUUGAUUCCACUCUAUUAUCUCAUGGGCAAGGAUCGCGACGGACUGAACCUGUAUCGCACUGUUCGGGGCACGAACUCGAUUGAGGGUGGAUUCCAUAUGGCUGUUCGUCGGAUUUUUGGGUCGUUACGAGCAUCGCCCGAGCUGGCUGAAUGUCUUCUGAUCAACUGGAUCUUACGGCGAAAUGUCAAGGUCGGCUUCCAUAACCGCACCGGUAAGAAGUACCGCGGCCAUUUCGCGCUUUGGGAUCGCGAUGAGAUUGUUGAGCUUGCAGCUCUUGUUGGCGUCAAGCCGUCAUUCCCCCUGCCUCGCGUUCUCUCGACCAGGAUUGCGACCACUGAAACGAUCGGCAUCCUUCCGAUCUCUCAAACAUUAGCGGAGAAGCUUGACAUGGUGACUCUUCCACGACCCCGUAUUACGGGAGUCCCUCAUCAUCGCGACACUCCCGUGAACAUCUUGACACACCUCUCCACAAAGCCGACGAACCAAUAUCGCUAUUUACAGCUGCGGCAACUCACUCUGUCACCCGUUCUUCCCGUCCAUACGCGAAAGGAAUAUUCAGUUUUCAAGGCUCAUAUCGACUCGCUUGCGUUCCGCAAGGGUGAUGGAUCUUAUCCCGUGCACGAGAGAUACAGGAAUGUGGAUUUCGAGAAAUUUGCUAAAUUCUGGAAUAGCCUUGUUGCCGCUCAGUCCCCGACAAUCCUUGACUCAAAUCAACGCUUGUACUACAAGAUCCCAUCCCAACUCGAAGCGCAUCACAAGAAUGUUAUCGCUCGUUCUUCCGAACUUGCGACACUCGCCAUUGGCGGGAACUUUGCUGCGCGGCGGCCCUUCCUUGAGAUGCUCGAAAACACGGCUGCGAUGAGCGCGCCCGGAGCCAUCACUUUCCCUCCGACUGAGGACGCAGAUCUGUGGGACGGUGAGCUCGACACAUCAAUCGGAGGCUAUUAUAGCGAAACUUCAUUCAACCCGACUGCGGGUGUUCCGGAAUCCGACGCGUAUGAUCCAGAGCUCGACUUCUCCGACAUUCGAUCAGCUCCCUUCGUUGUCAUACAGGAAAGUGGUGUGCAGCCAGAUCUCCCAUCUCCGGGACCGUCAACUCAUGCGGCCACUGCACCCGCACCCAUGCUUCCACCCGCAAACACAACCCCACGUGCGCACGAAAGUCAUCCGAUGACAUCUGCCUCGUCUAUGCCCAUCCAACAAACCACCCUCCCCGCUGUCCGCUAUCAUCCAUACGGGGGACAAACAACAAUGCCGGAAGGAGGUUCGGGUGUGGAUCGUUGUGCCGUCUGCACCAACGACUUCUGCCCUCGGCGAUGGAUAUGCCCCGGAAAAGGCAAUCGGAAGAACUGCCGGUGCAGUCAUCCUCCUGUGGUACCGCCAGGUCGAAAGGUGCGCACUCCAGAGGCCGUGAUCGAGGAGGCCAUUCGACAAGGGCCCGAAGCGAUCAUUGCGGCGCGCGCGGCGGCGCAGGGAAGACGUCGAAAGUAG
Molecule: messenger RNA, 4787 nt
Organism: Mycena citricolor
Lineage: Eukaryota; Fungi; Basidiomycota; Agaricomycetes; Agaricales; Mycenaceae
Source: the annotation of a GenBank genome assembly